Molecule: messenger RNA, 1233 nt
Organism: Cinclus cinclus
Lineage: Eukaryota; Metazoa; Chordata; Aves; Passeriformes; Cinclidae
Gene: ST8SIA5
Product: ST8 alpha-N-acetyl-neuraminide alpha-2,8-sialyltransferase 5
Exons: 8
Coding region: 1-1233 (410 amino acids)
Biological process (GO): oligosaccharide metabolic process; N-glycan processing
Molecular function (GO): alpha-N-acetylneuraminate alpha-2,8-sialyltransferase activity
Source: RefSeq, a predicted model, not a curated record
AUGGGGUACACUGACCCUUCGUCAAGCCGGGAUUUGCUGGGGAACAGAACUUUGUUCUUCAUCUUCAUCUGCGCCUUUGCUGUGGUCACCUUGCUGCAGCAGAUCCUCUAUGGGAGAAACUAUCUAAAGAGAGGGCUGCAGUUUAGCUGGCAGAAUGGAGAGGAAUUGGCAAAUUGGACCGGCACCUUUAAUUUCACGGAUGACGCAGCAGUGAAGAGUGGCAGUGACACAGGCUCCAGGUAUUUUGAGUUUUAUGAAGGGCCUUUGGAAUACAACUCUACAAAAUGCCUGGAAUUAAGGCAGGACAUCAUUGAGGUGAAAGUCUUGUCUAUGGUGAAACAAACUGAAUUAUUUGACAGAUGGAAGAGCCUACAGAUGUGCAAAUGGGAGAUGAAUGUCACAGAAGCCAAUUUAUUCAAGUCUACUCUGUCAAGGUGUUGCAACGCCCCAUCUUUUCUGUUCACCACCCAGAAAAAUACUCCCUUGGGAACUAAACUGAAAUAUGAAGUGGACACGAGUGGAAUCUUUCAUAUCAACCAAGAAAUCUUCAAAAUGUUUCCAAAGGACAUGCCGUACCACCGCUCCCAGUUUAAGAGAUGUGCAGUGGUUGGGAAUGGUGGAAUUCUGAAGAACAGCAGAUGUGGCCGGGAGAUUGACAGCGCAGACUUCGUGUUUCGAUGCAAUUUGCCUCCUAUAUCUGACAAAUACUUCAUGGAUGUUGGGGUGAAGACAGAUGUCGUGACUGUCAAUCCCAGUAUAAUCACUGAGAGAUUCCACAAGCUGGAGAAGUGGAGGAAGCCCUUCUACGACGUGCUCCAGGUGUACGAGAACGCGUCCGUGCUGCUGCCAGCCUUCUACAACACGCGCAACACGGACGUGUCCAUCCGGGUCAAAUACGUCCUGGAUGACUUCGAGUCCCAGCAGGCUGUUUAUUAUUUCCACCCCCAGUAUCUCAUCAAUGUCUCUCGCUACUGGCUCGGCCAGGGCGUGCGGGCCAAGCGGGUCAGCACCGGGCUGAUCCUGGUGACUGCAGCCCUGGAGCUCUGCGAGGAGGUGAACCUCUUUGGCUUCUGGGCCUUCCCCAUGAACCCCUCAGGGAUUUUUAUAACUCACCACUACUACGACAACGUGAAGCCUCGCCCCGGGUUCCACGCGAUGCCCUCGGAAAUAUUCAAUUUCCUACACAUGCACAGCAAGGGGAUCCUGCGGGUCCACACGGGGACCUGCAGCUGA